GGCUUAAGAGCCAGUCCGACGAAAACGUCGCCGGCAGUCGCCGACAACGACGCUCUUCCGUCGAUACCGACUUAUCUGUGCCGGUCCCGUCCUGGUCGAUAUUUCCAGUCCGUCUUCGUUCGUCGCCAGUCGUGCGGAAGACUGGUCUUUUUCUUCACGCGUUACAUCGUACAUACUCGGAGAAAAUCUCCCGUAGGGUGUGACUCUUACGACGAGAAGAUCCUCCCUGCGAGAUACGAUUUCGGACUUGGAGAUUUCCGACGAAGAUCCCUUGUAGGUGUCUGUGAACCCUUCGAUCGGCGAUGACGAUCCCGGUGACGGAGACCGCGCUGGACCUGGAGAAAACGGCGAUGGCGCGCUGCGCCCGACGCAGCCCCUUCCGCAGCUGGCCCGCCUGGCUCUACUUCGGCGUGUUCCUCGUGAGCUUCGGCGUCUUCUAUAUCUUCUGGUGCACCAAUAACUUGCACGACUACGUGCAGUCGCAGCUACUGCUGCGCAACGGCACCGAAGCUAUGUUCAUGUGGCAGCAUCCGCCGGUCGACGUGAAAACCAAGAUCUACGUGUUCAAUUACACGAACGUGGAUGACUUCCUGCAUUACCGGGCGGACAAGCUACACGUCGAGGAGGUCGGCCCGUACAUUUACCUGCAAAAGAAGAAACGCGUGAACGUGACGGCGGGCAAGAACAACGACACGUUGGUUUUUCAAGAGGAGAAGUUCUACGAGUGGGUAGGCGGCAGAUCGGAGGACGACGUUAUCGUAGCACCGAAUGUGCCGCUCCUGUCGUCCGUAGCGUUUGUCCAGGAUUGGAAUUUUGCGGCGCACGUCGGUCUCACUAUGAUGUCGACGUCCCUCAAAAAACGGCCAUUUAUCCAUGAGAGGGCCGGCGGCUUCAUCUGGGGAUACGAUGACAAUUUCUUCAACAUGGUGAAGCCGUUCGUCCAGCAAAUCACGUCGGUCGAGAAAUUUGGGAUAUUGGCCAUGACAAAUGGUACCGACAAAAGUCGCAUCACGAUAAACACGGGAACGCGAGACAUCACGAAGCUCGGCAUGAUUGAGCAACUAGACGGGAUGAGCAGCUCCUACAUUUGGGGUGAUAAACGAUGCGAUAAGAUCGAAGGCACCGACGGCACCAUUUUCCCGCCCAAUUUAUUAGAGAAUAACGACACCGUAUAUAUAUAUUUUAAAGAUAUGUGCAGGACCGUACCCUUCAAAUUUGACGGACAUGUAACCAAGCACAGCGUACCUACUUUGAGGUAUAAACCGUCACGGGAUAUGUUCGCGUAUACGCAUGAGAAGAAUAAGUGCUUCUGCCGACAAAAAGGUUUCUCGAGAGUAUGCCCACAUAAUGGGACUUUCGAUUUAUCUGCGUGUAUCAAGUUGCCUAUGGUAGCGUCAUUCCCACACUUUUUGGAUGCUGACCAAUCCUUGACAAAAUACAUAGACGGUUUGCAUCCUCGAGAGGAAGACCACGUAACCUUCCUAGAUGUGUAUCCGAAUAUCGCAGCUCCCAUCGCCGGUUGGACGAGGUUUCAAGUCAACGUGAAGGUGCGAAAAGUGCGGACGGUGCCGCUCCUCGGGAGGCUCCCAGACGGCCUAAUCCUCCCUAUCCUCUGGUUGGAAACCGGAAUAGACGAGGCCGACCUACCGCAGAAUAUAAUGUCUCUACUUUACAUGUUGAACGUCACCUUACGCAUUGUAGAGGUGGUCUUGCAGUGGAGUAGCUUAGUAGGUAUGAUCCUCUCCAUGGGCGCGCUGCUCGUUUGCUUCAAGAAGCAUCGUAUGGAACAUCCAGACGUGGGCCUCCAAAUGAGCUCGGUGGACCAGAACAAGCUACUCGAAAUGUCCUAAAUCGCGACAACGACCGGAACGAAGGAAGCAUAGAAGGACCGGGCGAACGGAGACCGCUCGUUCCAGCAAUAUGCGUGUAAGGUUACAAAUCUAUCGCCGAUAUUCUCUGUAGCAACACUUGCUGAAAAAAUGGUUCUCCUAUCCGUAAUUCCUUCCUUCAUGCGAUUAUAGAGUUAUAGAUACCAGAACUUUCGGUGUCUUCUCAGAGCGUGAUUGAGCUUGAAUUAUUUCACUAAAAAUGGGUAGGAAAACGCUGACGGAAGGAGAACGCUGACGAUUUGAUUAUCAGCCAGGCUGAUACUCGACGUCAAUCAUGACAGCGAUAACGAAGAGGAUUUUUCUUUUUUUUUCUUCCUUUUCACUCGCACGGCCCGUUGGUAGAAUAAUCUUCAAGUUAACUCGCGACGAGCCGAAAGUGGAAAUCGGACAUCGAAGAGCCCAUCCGUGUGGGAAACGUCGAUUGAUCAGUGCGAAGUGCACUACGGGGAGAAGGGAGAAAAUAUAUGCAUAUCAUAACGUUGACGUACUGCGUUGUAGUCGGGCGAACCAAAGAUACACAGAGAGAGAGAGAGAGAGAGACAUGCAUACAAACAUACACCUGUAACGUUAGUUGAGACUUGUCUUACCUGAGAUACAUAAAAUUAAAUCUUUUGUAUCAAAUUAUAAGUAUCAAAAAGCGACAUUACAUAUCCCUGAUAGUUUGCUUCAGUCGCAGCCGAUAGCCCUUAAUGUGGCACUUGAGGGACAGAACUUAACUUCUAGAAAUUAACCCACAGAAUUCAAUGAAUCAACUGACAAUAACAUUACGUCAACGUUGCAGUUUCCCACUUGAUAAUGUAAGCGCGAUAUCAUGCUUGUUAUACGAAACGCUGUUAUGGUCGUUGAGUGGAAAAUUGUAACACUGAUGUAAUGUUACUGUUAGUUGGUGUCCACCCCGGGAAACAACAAGUUCUCUCAUCGAUAGUCGUUGUCUUGUCUCACGUGAGAUGUCCGGCAAUUCAGAAGUUAGAUCUGAGUUUUUCAAUUGAAAGUUUAUACGAUAUAUACGUAUAUCUGAAAUAUUAUGUUUGUAAUCAUUUGAAAAACUCACGUCUAACGUUGGAAUUCAAAUCCUCGGGGGAUUGACGUCACUCGAAAUAAGUUUCAAGUAACAGAUAUUAAUACGGGUCUUAGAUGUGAGCUUACAAUUCGGAGACCCGAGUUUCUCACUUGAAUCAUAACGUGAUACACGUGGCGUUGUAUUGUCAAUCGCGGUUCCACUGAGAAACUCGCAACUCCUAACUCUGAACUCGAAUUCGCAUAUCUCAUUUGAGACGAGUUGUAAGUAACGAUUAUUAACACGGACCACCCACGUACACACGACACGCAUACACACACACGCCUUGAGCAACGUGGCCAAGCUGUGAUUGAGACUUUAGCGUACGUCGAAUAAUGUGCAGUUACGUUGAUGGCCGCGAUCCGCCCCGCAAUGUAGCGUUUUACACUCGUCAUCGUUAUUACCGAACGCGCCGGUAUGUAAUGUAGACGAUCGUGAACUUAAUCGCGAUGACGCUUCACGAUGUGCGGGCGUCAAUCGAUCGAUCGAGCAACGUGCUCAUUAAAUUCGACUUAGGCGAGAGCCUCGACCUCUCUUAGGGUGCUAAAUCUUAGUAGUAGUUAAACUUAUUGGUAGUCUUUAAGUUUUUUUUUCACUGGGCUCUUGUAACUGUCGUAACUCUCGAAACAAUUGUACUCGUGAUAUUUAACCGCUCAAGCAUGUUUGUGUACUUCUUUUUUUUUAAUAAAAAAAUCUCAAGAUUA
Dinoponera quadriceps is the source of this 3650-nucleotide messenger RNA. RefSeq names its product lysosome membrane protein 2-like. Lineage: Eukaryota; Metazoa; Arthropoda; Insecta; Hymenoptera; Formicidae. The record is from RefSeq and is a predicted model, not a curated record. The coding region runs from base 303 to 1850 and encodes 515 amino acids. The transcript has 4 exons. Gene Ontology annotation, molecular function: scavenger receptor activity. Gene Ontology annotation, cellular component: cytoplasm; membrane.